AUGAUGAAUUCUGGUAAGGGGAAAUUUGGAGGCACAUGCAUCAUUAAUAAUAACUCUGUCAAGUCUCUUACUGAUUCUCCACCUCAUUCUGCUACCAUUACAACAAGUUUUAGAGAGCAUAAAGCUCUUAUCAUAUGUUCUUUCAAGUAUAAACCAGAGGUGAUGCUUUUAGUAGAAAUUGCGCUAAUACAAAUGAGCUGUACAAUUCCUCACAAAGAAGACGCUCUUGACUGUUGUACUGAAAUUGAUCCUACUGCUAAGGCAAUAGGGGUUGUCAAUUGUAUUAUAAAUAGACCUGAUGGGAAGUUAUUUGGUUGCAAUACAGACUAUAUCGGUGCAAUAUCCUCCAUUGAAGAAGGAUUGGAAGGUUCACAACCUAGUAUAUCUGCGCCCCCUUGGCUAGUAAAAUGUUUGUGGUCAUUUGUGCUGGUGGAGCUGGAAAGGCAAUUGCUUAUGGUGCAAAGGAAAAAGAGGGCUAGGGUGGUGAUUGCUAAUCAUAUCUAUGAACGAGCACGAGAAAUUGGUGAUGUAGUUGGAGCUAAGGCUUUAUCUCUUCACGAUCUUAGCGAUUUCCAUCCAGAAAAUGAUAUGAUUCUUGCAAAUACCACCUCCAUAGGCAUGCAGCCAAAGGUUGAUGACACACCAAUCUCUAAGUAUCAGGGCUACAUGUCUUGUGGAAUCGGUGGACAAUCCAAAAUUUUCAAAAUAAUUAGUGGUCUUUAG
This is a messenger RNA of Solanum tuberosum (potato), 723 nucleotides long. RefSeq names its product bifunctional 3-dehydroquinate dehydratase/shikimate dehydrogenase, chloroplastic-like. The coding region runs from base 1 to 723 and encodes 240 amino acids. Gene Ontology annotation, biological process: shikimate metabolic process; chorismate biosynthetic process. NCBI's taxonomy places the organism in Eukaryota, Viridiplantae, Streptophyta, Magnoliopsida, Solanales, Solanaceae. The record is from RefSeq and is a predicted model, not a curated record. The transcript is spliced from 8 exons. Gene Ontology annotation, molecular function: shikimate 3-dehydrogenase (NADP+) activity.